AUGGAAACAAUUAAAGAAUUUUGUUCAUAAGAAACCAUAGAGUAUAAAUAAUAUUUAACUAGUUUAACAGAACUAUUGGAUAAGUUUCCAGACUCAAGUGAAUAUAUUGAUGAUUUAUCAUUUCAACAGACACUACGAUUCGUAAACAUACCAAUUUGUUUUAAAUUAAAUAAAAUUGCUGAAAUAAAUUAAACACACAAAAUUGUGUUAAUCAAGGGAACAGUCAUUAGAGCCGGGAUUGCUAAAUCCAUGUCUAAAGUUCUAUCUUAUCGAUGCAAGGAGUGUAAAUUUGUCACAGAAGUUCAAUCAUGUUCAUCUAAUUAUUUUAUGACUGAAAAUCAAAUGAAGUGUCAAAAUAUAGUAAUCAAACAAUAAAAAUAUAACCCAUUCUUCAAACAGAAAAUAUAAGGAUUCAAAAAGCAGAAGUGCAAUUCCACAGCAUUUGAAAAAUUAGAAGAUUCAAAAUUAAUUGAUUAUUAAGAAAUCAAAAUAUAAGACACCUACACUACAAUUGAACCUGGAACGAUAUCCAACAGCAUCAGAGUAAUGUUAGAGGGGGAGUUCGUAAAUAGUUGCAAUUCAGGAGACGAUGUCAUAAUUGGAGGCUUAGUGACUUAGAGAUGGAAGAUGAUGAAAUAGAUACCUCAAAUAACUCUAUGGAUAGACUGCAAAUACCUAAGAUUAUAAAAUUAAUUAAAGCUACUUUAGACUAUCGAUGAUGACUAAUUGAAUAGCACUUUUUAACAUAGAAAUUAAGUUAUCAAUUCAUUCAUACCUGAAUUAUGCAAUCAAUGGUAAGUUAAAUUAGGAACACUCUUAAGUUUAAUUGGAGGAGUGACAAAAUCAAAUAAUGGGAUUACAGUAAGAGGGGAUUCUCAUCUUUUACUCAUAGGUGAACCUGGAACUGGUAAAUCUACAUUCCUUAGAAAUGCCUGUACUAUAAGUGAAAAAUCAAUCUACGUGAAUGGAAUAGGGACAACUCAAGCAGGAUUAACACUUUCCUUUGUUAAAGAGGGAUCAGAUUGGAUGAUUGAAGCUGGAGCUUUAGUGAUGGCUGAUUAAGGAUUGUGUUGCAUAGACGAAUUCAACUUAUUGAAUUAACAAUCAUAAUAGUCUAUUUUAGAAGCAUUGGAACAACAAACCAUUAGUAGUAGCAAAGCUGGUAUAUCAACAAAAUUAAAUGCAAGAACAACCAUUAUAGCUGCUUGCAAUCCAGUUGAGUAAGUGUAUAAUAGUAAGUUGUCAAUAUAAUAUAAUUCUGGGUUAUCUACACCAUUAUUAAGUAGAUUUGAUCAAAUAUACAUUUUAAAGGAUCAACAUGACUUUGAAUUAGACAAAUAGUUGUGCGAUCACAUUUUCAAUCUUAACAACAAUAAAUAAAAUUAUACCUUAAAGUAGUUAAAGUAAUAUAUUAUCUAUGUUAAAAACACAUUCCAACCGAUAAUGAAUGAAGAUUGUCAAUAAGUCAUAUAAAAAUACUUUACAUUUAUCAGAUAAUAAACUUAAUAAGUUACUGCAAGAAAACUAGAAUCUUUAAUCAGAUUAUCUGAAGCACAUGCUCGAUUAUGUUCAAAGCGAUUCAUUGAUGAAUUUGAUGUCGUGACUGUUAUAGCACUAAUCGAAAGUACUCAAUUUACAGGGAUCUAUCCUGAAUUCUAAGAUUGCUUGACAGAAGGUGUUACUGUUGAUAAGAUCCAAGACAUGUGGAAUCAUUUGAAAAAUAUCUGA
Molecule: messenger RNA, 1728 nt
Organism: Paramecium tetraurelia
Lineage: Eukaryota; Ciliophora; Oligohymenophorea; Peniculida; Parameciidae
Exons: 2
Biological process (GO): double-strand break repair via homologous recombination
Cellular component (GO): nucleus; MCM complex
Molecular function (GO): ATP binding; single-stranded DNA helicase activity; ATP hydrolysis activity
Source: RefSeq, a predicted model, not a curated record